This is a messenger RNA of Dimorphilus gyrociliatus, 467 nucleotides long. The record is from the annotation of a GenBank genome assembly. NCBI's taxonomy places the organism in Eukaryota, Metazoa, Annelida, Polychaeta, Dinophilidae.
AGAGUGCAGGCUCGCACUUAUUUGCAGAUGUUUCAAGUAGGUCAAAACUAGAGAUGAAGUUAUUUUAAAAUGAAUUUUCGAAGAUUAAACGGCUGAAACAGGAUAAAAUUUUGACGUUGUUAACGUCGUAUGGAUAUCAAAUCCUUUAGGCUGUGAUAGAUGAUUUGAUGGCAAAAGUUAUGGAUAGUUUAGUCGGUGCUGGCGAUAGUUUAUCACGGUUAGAAGUUGGUGGUAAUUCGAGAAGUUUCGACAACGAAACUAGAAAAUUGAUACAACGAUCUGUUAUUUUGAAGAGGGACGAAAGGGCUAAUGGUUAUGGGUUAACUGUUACUGGGGAUAAACCUGUAUUUGUAGCCUCAGUAAGAGAAGAGGGACCUGCCUAUCGUUCUGGUAUCAGGAAGAAUGAUCGUAUAAUCAAGGUGAGUCACCAAACGCUGCUUGGCACCGCUCCGUACCUACCUAAAUAA